Molecule: messenger RNA, 1233 nt
Organism: Stylonychia lemnae
Lineage: Eukaryota; Ciliophora; Spirotrichea; Sporadotrichida; Oxytrichidae
Source: the annotation of a GenBank genome assembly
AUGGUCUCUAAAACAGUCAAAAUUCAUGAGCUGAUAAACACUUGCGUGAUUCUCGCUCAAAGAUCAGCACCAGCAGUAAGAUAAGUACAAAGAUCUGGCAGCUUCAACAUCGUGUAGAAAGGGAUUUCCUCACUGGACGUCUGUUCUGAAGCUGAUCUGAUUAUGCACAAAACCAUCUCUCACAAUCUCAAGCAACUUUACUCACAUGUGAAAACUAUUUGUGAGGAAGAUGAUUCAGCUUCUCCAAUGCACAUCAGACCCAAUUUCCAGCCAGAUUAAGUCAUCAAAAAAAGAACAACAAGGCCCGUCUUCACCCCAGAAAUUCUUUCAAAUUCUUCAAAACUCAGAAGAACUCAAUACAAAAAACAUUUGAAUGAAUUGAUAUAAUUGAAUCCUGAAUUCAUUCAUGCCUCAGAUGUUCAAAGAGGACUAGAAAACAACUUCUAAGAUGAGUAUGACUAAAAGGACUUAACUAUCUGGAUUGACCCAUUAGACGGUUCCAGCGGUUUAGCUGAAGGUCACACAGAGCAUCUAACUUGCAUCAUCGGAGUAGCAGUUAAAAAUAGACCUCUUUUUGGAAUCGUGCACAAGCCCUUUAGUCCUGAUAAAUCCAGCAACACCGGGAGGACCCUAGUAGGAGUCCCACAAUGUGGUCUAUUCUCAGUCAAUAACUGCGGGGGAAAAUCUUCCGAGCCUCAAUCAAUUCACGUGGAGCCUUUCAGUAUCGGUGAAUCCUCGAUUAAUCAGGAAGAUUUCCAACCUAGGGUAUGUGGCUCUCACAACAAAAAUCAAUACAAAAUGAACCACAUCAUCUAAGCUCUAUAACCCCAAAGUGUAGAGAGAGUCGCUGGCUCAGGCAACAAGUUUGUCCACCUAGCUGAAAAUAGAUCUGACUACUAUCUUAACUUUGUUCCCGGAUUUAAAAACUGGGAUAUGUGCGGAUCUGAAGCUAUUUUAUCGGCAAGAUUUGGAGUAGUUACUGAUGCCUAUCAAAAGCCUAUUCAAUACAAUGAGGAUUCCCAAUCUCACACUAUAAAAACAGGCAUCAUUGCUGCCAAGAAUAAAGAUAUUUACUAAGUCUGCAAACAGAGAAUCGAGGAUUCAACUCAAAUGUCCCUCGAGCUUAAUCAACACAUGAUUGCUACUGAAGCCCUCCAAAUUAAACUAAGGAGGAAACUUGAGUAAUAACUAUAAGGUGGGAUUCAAGAAUCAAGACUUUAUCCUUCAUUCUGA